CAAUCUAAGAAUGACUCCACUCUGGAUUUUUAUUAUACCUGUCUACAAAAUAUCUCUGGCUCAAGCUGUGGGGUCUUACCAACCAUCAUUUGUCUCAGUGACGGCAGGAGAAGCUGUUACGCUUAACUGCACAUUUUCGGACAAUGACCACAGCAGUUUAAUGGUUUGGUACAAACAAAGAAUGGGAGAGAUGCCUCAGGAGGUGGGAAAUAUAUUAACAAAUGAGGCUAAAGUCGCACCUGAGUUCCACAGUUCUGGAAUCAAACUGGAGAGAAUCUCGAAUGGCAUUUCACUUAUAAUUCCUCAUAUGAAAGGCAGUGAUGAAGGAAUGUACUUCUGUGGAAUGUCUACCUGGAAACAAGUUACAUUUUCCACUGGAACAUUCUUAACUCUGAAAGGUUGUGCUCAUUUAAACAUAUCGGUGGUCCAAAGUCCAGUGUUGGGGAGGGUUCCCCCAGGAGAGUCAGUGUCUCUGCAGUGCACUGUCCUCUCUGAGAGGAGGACAGCAGAACUCCAAGUGCUCUGGUUCAGAGCUGCUGCAGGAAACUCCCAUCCUGAAAUCAUUUACACUCAUCACAACAGCAGCCAUCAGUGUGAGAUCAGCUCUUCUCCACAUAGCUGUGUGUACAACCUCUCCAAGCGUGUCCUCAGCCUCUCUGAUACUGCCACUUACUACUGCGCUGUGGCCACCUGUGGCAAGAUCCUUCUUGGAAAUGGGUCGGCAGUGGGUCUGACCAGUCCUCUGGAUCCUGUAGUGAUCUUCCUGGGAGCAGCUCUGGGAGUGUGUGUGCUUGUCAUUUCUGUUCAAGCAGUUUUAAUCUGUAAAUGGAGAAACUGUGAACACUAUAGUGUGAGAAUUAAGCAAGCUGCUACAAUAAGAAAGACGGUCAGAGAGGACCCUCAAUCCUCAGAGCUGAAUUAUGCUGCAUUACAUUUCAAUGAGAGGAAAACCACAAGUGGCAGAGAAAAAAGAGGACAGCCUGAAGACUGUGUGUACUCCACUGUUACUGACCAAUGAACUGAUAGCUCUCUACUAGCUGUACCUUAAGUAAACAUAAUUUGGAAACCUUCAAUACUAUGUAGAUCAUUACUGGGACAUUCUGUACUGGAGAGCGAGUGUUAUAUGAAGCUUAUCGCUGAAGGAGUGCAGCAAGAGUACAGUUUAAGACCCUGU
This is a messenger RNA of Electrophorus electricus (electric eel), 1174 nucleotides long. RefSeq lists its product as uncharacterized. NCBI's taxonomy places the organism in Eukaryota, Metazoa, Chordata, Actinopteri, Gymnotiformes, Gymnotidae. Gene Ontology annotation, biological process: response to bacterium. The record is from RefSeq and is a predicted model, not a curated record.